CUCCCGGUCGAGCGCUCGUCGGUUCAGAUGCCUCCCGCUGCUCCGGUUGGACUCCUCGCGCGAGUCGUGUCGCGCUGCUCCCAUUUCGCUUGUAGUUUUCCGCAUUAUUUCCAGGUCAGAGGCGCGCGCUUCCUGAGCGGCGCGUGCGCGUGGACUGAAGAUGGCCGCAGAUGGAGGCGCUCUGAAGGAUAUCAAUGAGAUUAAAUCACAGUUCCGGACCCGCGAGGGAUUCUACAAGCUGCUCACCCUCUCGGACUCUCAGCAGCGGGCCGGGCUUCCGCGGGGCCCCUCGGCGGGCGUCACGGGCGGCGGCGCCGGUGUGGGUCUGGUGCAGGGGCCCGGAGCCGCCGGUAACUCCUCCCCGGGCUUCCUGCCGCCGGUGCGGGUGUCGAUGGUGAAGCUGAAGCCCGAGGACCCCAGCGAGGAAUCGGAGCGAGUGUGCUUCAACAUCGGCAGAGAACUGUACUUCUACACCUACACGAACAUCAAGAAGGCAGUGGAUCUCAGUAAGCCCAUAGACAAGCGCAUCUAUAAGGGAACUCAGCCCACCUGUCAUGACUUUAACCAGUAUUCGGCCACGGCUGACAGCGUGGCUCUGAUCGUGGGAUUCUCUGCAGGACAGGUGCAGUACCUCGACCCCAUCAAGAAGGAGACCAGCAAGCUCUUCAACGAGGAGAGGCUGAUAGACAAAUCAAAGGUGACAUGUCUCAAGUGGCUUCCGAAGUCGGAGAACCUCUUCCUGGCGUCUCACGCGAGCGGUCACCUCUACCUCUAUAACGUGGAGCACCCGUGUGGCACCACCGCGCCGCAGUACUGUCUGCUCCGUCAAGGCGAGGGCUUCGCAGUUUACUCCUGCAAGACCAAGACGCCCCGUAACCCGCUGCUCCGCUGGGCGGUCGGCGAGGGAGGGCUGAACGAAUUCGCCUUCUCGCCCGACGGCGUUCACGUGGCCUGUGUCGGUCAAGAUGGCUGCCUGCGCGUUUUUCACUUCGACUCGAUGGAGCUUCAAGGCGUGAUGAAGAGCUACUUCGGCGGGCUUCUCUGCGUCUCCUGGAGCCCCGAUGGGAAGUAUCUCGCCACCGGUGGAGAAGACGAUUUAGUGACGGUUUGGUCGUUCGCAGAGAGUCGUGUCGUCGCGCGCGGACACGGGCAUAAGUCAUGGGUCAACGUCGUCGCGUUCGACCCGUUCACAACGAAACUGGAGGAUGAGGAGCCGAUGGAGCUCAGCGGCAGCGAGGAGGAUUUCCAGCAGGGGGCGCUGCACUUCGGCCGCGUGCGAACUAGCAGCACGCUCUCGCGACUUUCACGGCACAGCUCCAAAGGCGGCGCUUCGUCUGUGACGUACCGCUUCGGAUCAGUCGGGCAAGACACGCAAUUCUGUUUGUGGGAUCUGACGGACGACAUUCUGUAUCCGCGGCUUCCGCUCUCCCGCGCGAUUACGAACACCUUCGGCCCUACGAUCCCGAGCGGAAGCAGCAUAGUCGAAGGUCACCACCAUCCCUCCAACCCUCAUCAGACGUCAACGCUGCCGCUGCCUUUGCCUCGCUCGCUGUCGCGCUCCAAUUCCCUUCCACAUCCCGCCGUCACAAACACCUCCAAAAGCCAGGGGGCGACAGAGAGCACCGUUACUAGCAGCGUUGGAGUAGGAGGAGGAGGAGCAAUCACUCCGUUUAGCAUCGGACGCUUCGCAACGCUUUCUCUACAAGAACGCAAAACGGACAAAUCCGGGGUGGGAGGGGAAAAGGAGCACAAGCGCUACCACAGCCUCGGGAACAUCAGCAAAAGCAACGAUAAGAUUAACGUGGCGCCGCGCAGCUCCCGGCUAGAUGGCGCUAAAGUGCUAGGAACCACACUGUGUCCGCGGAUGAACGAGGUGCCACUGCUGGAGCCGCUGGUGUGCAAGAAGAUCGCCCACGAGCGGCUGACCGUGCUGGUCUUCAUGAACGACUGCAUCAUCACGGCGUGUCAGGAAGGACUCAUCUGCACUUGGGCCAGACCUGGGAAAGCGCAUGCGUCUCAGCCGCUGUCAGCACAGAAUGGAAACUCUCCGAGUGGGACGGUGGUAUAGCCCAAGCCUCAUUCCCGUGUCUGCAUCCGGAGCAUCACAGCAUCACCAUUCACCCACCCACUUAAUCCUUACCAAAACACACACUUAAGUUGCACAUGAACGCAAAAACACACCCUGGGACCAUGAUGCACCUCUGCGACGCACCUCAGCUCUCUCCUGCAGACAGACUGUGAGACUCUUCUGUGCAGAAACUCUGCUGGCUUCUCUUCUAGAAGAGAUUACUGCAAAAGCCACGGCCAUUUAAUUUCCUAUUUAUUUAUUUGAUCAUCUAGACUUUUACUGUACAUAUUCAGACUACUCUAUAACGGCAGAGGAUGUAUAUUGAAACGAUUAACUCAAAUUAAUAUAUGAAGAUCCUAUAUUGUACAUAGUGACAGAUGCAUUGAAUGUGGAUUGACGAGUUCUUCUUCUAGUGUGCUAGUGCUUUAUUAUUGGCGAACUGGCUGAGAAAGUGCAACCUUUGCUUUGGCAUCUGGCCUGAACUGAGAGUUACGUGCAUUUGAUCAGCCACUAGACUCGAGUUUCCUGCUUCAUAGAUUACAGAUGCUAAUAGAGAGGUGAGGUUAGUGUUGUCUAGAAAUAGUGUCGAAUGGUAGGCCGGGUAUAUGAACCAUAAAAAAAGUGAAAUUUUAUAUAUAUACUAAGUUUUUGGUAAGCGAACAACGUCAACGCUGAAUGAAAACGGAUGUUUGCGGCAUUCUCAUGUGACUGUUUAGAGCUAGACCGAAGUAGAAGCGGAUCUCUUCAAAUUUGCCUUGUGGAUCGCAAGACUGUGGAAGCCCAUUUCUGCCAUGGAAUAGAAAAUAAAAAUGGUUAUUGCUGCUUUUUAUCUAACAAUUUUCUGGCAAUUAUGUAAAAAAAAAAAAAAAAAACGAUUUGUGACAUAUAAAGAAAUAUUCUGUGGAGGAAACAAAAAACGAUCAUUGUAAAUCAUUAUUACAAAAGUCAGAAUUUCAAAAUUGCGAGAUAUAAACUCAGAAUUUAGAAAAAAAAGUAAAAAUUGUGAGAUGAACGCAAAAGUCAAAGUUGUGACACUUAGAGUUCAGAAAAAAAGUUAACAUUUUGAUCAUUUUUAAUCAUGAUUAAAAAAAAAGUCAAAAUUCCGAAAAAAGUCAAUGUUGCGUGAUAUAAACUCACAAUUGCGGAAAAAAAAUGUCUAGAUAUAAACACACAAUUGUAAAAAAGUAUAAAUUGCGAGAUAUAAACCCAGAUUUGUGAAAAAAUUAAAAAAAUUGCUAGAUAUAAAAUCUGAAUUCUGAAAAAAGUUAAAAUUGCGAGAUGAACCCAGAAUUGCAAAAAAAGUCAAAGUUGUGACAAACUUAGAAUUCAGAAAAAAUAUAUAAACACAGAUUUGUGAAAAAUGGAUAAGUUACAUAUUAAAUCAGAAUUCCUGAGAAAAAGAUACAAUUGUGAGAUGAUGUGACCUCAGGAAAGAAAAGUCAAUUCUGAGAAUAAAAGUAGCAAUGACCUUUUUUCAAAUGUUUUAUUCUGUGACAGAAAUAAGCUUCUAUACCAGUCAGAUGUAAUGGAAGGAAGAAACUUCUCUGUCGUUUGAGCAACACAUUUAACUAUUGUAGCAUGGAGUAGGCACUAUUCCUUACACCUGCUAUGCCUCUUGCAAAAUUUUGCACAUUUACAGGUUGAUUUCUCGCUGGAGGGACCAUUUUCAAGGGUCGGGAUCACUGAGAGCCAAUGUGAAGGGUGUUUUUAGGGUCAGUUUGAUUCUUGCCAUAAAGUGCAAAACUGCAUUAAGAAACAUUCCUGUCGAGAGGAAAACAAAAUCAUUGUAUAUCACAUAUACUGUCAGUCAUACUUUUCAAAUUGUAAAAUUCACCAAAACCAGUUUCUCAAGGCAGAUUUGCAAAUGUUUUUUUUUUUUUUUGUGUGUGUUCUUUUGUGAUCCUGACAGUAAACGAACACCGUAAGGAUGGAUUGUUUUCUCGCUAGCUGCUAUUUAAAGCAUCCAAAUAUAGAAACCAACAGCAUUCAGAUUGUUGGAGAAGUUUGUGAUGAACCACAAUUGAGGAUAUUGAGUCUUUCUAGAAGUCUGCCAGAGAUAACACUACAUAAAUAAGUCUUUGGGGUCAUUGGUCAAUGUUUUGAAUGUGGUAAACUGGGCUACUUUAGUGAUCCUGACAUGGACGAGGCAGAACUUUGCUUGUAUUUUAGACCAAGCCAGUGAACUCGUAUACGAUCAUUCCCACAGAAGUACAGAACACUACUUGAUAAAAACAGUAUUUUAGCCCUGACGGUAUGUAUGCUUAACACUUGGUUCUCAUUUUUUAUGUCUUUUUGUAACUUUGUGUUUUUUUUGUUGGCUUGUUUUUUUUUAAUCUCUGAUAUUUCGGGAUUUAUGUUUUGUAUGACUAUAGCAUUGUGUUUGUCUUUGCUGUUAACUGGAGAAAUGCAAAUGGACCAAUUAGUGGAUGUUUUGUGUAUUUUUAUUGUGCAGUUUUUAAACUACUGCUUCCAUCCAUUAGGGGAUUUGUUUUUUUUUUACUUGUUUUCUUUUCUCUCAUGUUUUUUUUUUUUUUUUUUUUUUUGCAAAUGCAUUCAGUUCUAAAGGAUGUUUUGUCUUACUGUAGGGUGUGUAUCCUAACAGAUGACGGCACCCAUCUGCCUACACUGAACUGUAAGAGCGUCAUCGGCGUAUGAAAAUGGAUGAUUUUGGUGUAACCUCCAUUCCUCCACACUGCUUUACUUUAAAAUCGAUUAUCUUCCACUGCAUGUGUUUUCAUUUAUCACACGGUUAUAUGCCCGAGUCUGGUUAUAUGGCUAACAAUAUCACAAUAUCAAGUUUGUAUAUGGGAAUCUGUUAUUAAAACCUCAAAUACUCAUG
Molecule: messenger RNA, 4907 nt
Organism: Carassius gibelio (silver crucian carp)
Lineage: Eukaryota; Metazoa; Chordata; Actinopteri; Cypriniformes; Cyprinidae
Product: WD repeat-containing protein 20-like
Exons: 4
Coding region: 161-2068 (635 amino acids)
Molecular function (GO): protein binding
Source: RefSeq, a predicted model, not a curated record